Molecule: messenger RNA, 3871 nt
Organism: Kickxella alabastrina
Lineage: Eukaryota; Fungi; Kickxellomycota; Kickxellomycetes; Kickxellales; Kickxellaceae
Exons: 4
Coding region: 140-3685 (1181 amino acids)
Source: RefSeq, a predicted model, not a curated record
UCUGCAUCAUACUCGUUCGCCCUAAUACCAAUUAUAUAGCUUCUUUAUCUAUAUUUUCCCUUUUUCACUUUUAUUACCUCACCACACGCACUAAAACAGAGGUCUUCAACAUACGCUUAACCGAAUAGAAGCAAGAGCAAUGUACUCUCGUAAAGCCCGCGUGGCAUUAGCGCUGUUCAUGGCCAUAGGAGCCGUGGCCGGUGCCCCACCGACAGUCUUGGACCCCGAAAGUGGAGUCAAAUCCGUAAAAUCUGCGGUAUCCACCAGCGUAAUAGAAAAGAUCGACAACGAUGACAACAGUCUCACAAAGAUACAGAGCGUCACGUUUAGAUUUACUCAGCCCGAUCGUGUUCUAGCCGAAAGCACCAAGACCGAGAAUACUCAGGCUGAGACAACCAAGGUCGAGGUUACAAAGGUUGAGACCGCCCAGUCGCAAACCACCCAGGUUGUGAGUACUAAGUCUGAGGCCACCGCACUCGAAACCACCUCAGUCGUGAGCUCUCAACCCGAGAGCUCCCAAGCUGAGACUACACAGUUUGAGACCACUGCAGCCAAGACCACCCAGUCACAGAUCACGCAGGCCGUGACCACUAAGUCUGGGGCCACCGUAGUUGAAACCACUGCAGCCGAGACUACUGAAGAUAAGACCAGCGCAGCUGAUAGCACUCAGGCUGAUGGCACUGCUGCAGACGAGACAACCGAGACUGAAACCACUAUUAAAGUCACUUCAUCCGAGGAUGACACGGAGAGUGAUGUUAAUUCGCCGACGAUUACAGAUAAAGAAGACGAUUUGUCUGCUUCCGAUUCCACUAUUUCCAAUGUUAACAGAACCGAGGACUCCACCAACACAUUUUCCCCAGUUGUGACCAGCGCCGAGCCCACUGGUGUUAUUCCCGAUUUUAGUGUUACCGAGGACCCAGUAGAUACUUCCGUUGUUUUAAGCGCUACAUCGACUAGCGUUGUUGACGUGGAAGAUACCAGUACCGAGACCACUGAUAAAUUGCUUUCCAGCACCAUAUCCAGUAUCAGCAGCAUCGCCUCUGAUAUUAGCACCGUCGUUAACACCAGCACAAUAUCCAGUAUCAGCAGCAUCACCUCCGAUAUUAGCACCGCCGUGAACACCAGCACUGAAUUCGAAGCCAGCAGGGGAAAUAGUUCCGAUGUUUCGUCGAAAGUCGCCAGCACCGCAAGCCCCACAGUUAUAAUUACAAGCGAUGCCGAGACUACCUUAGUCAUCUCUCGCCCUAGUGUUAGCAGCACCGUGGAUUCCUUUGUACCCACGUCUGUUGAGCAGAGCACUGGUUUUGACAGCAGCGAAUUGAUCUCUACAAUUGCAGAUAUCACUCUUCCCGAUGUCUCUGGAGAGUCAUCUGUCGUUGUUACUCUCACGGAGCUGCCGCCAUUCCUCUCGUUGACCACUCCAACAUCUGGGAGCACCAGUAUUGAGAGCACUAUUAGCUGGACUUUUACUACCGACGAGACCUAUUUCCCCAUUUCCUCCGACAUCGUUAACUCUGAGGAGGGCAGGCCUACCGCGACCUCUUCAACUGAGACGCUCGCAUCUGCGACCGAGAUAGAUUCGCAGUCAUCACGCAGUACUUCCUUGGAUGACGCGAGCCCGACAGAGUCGGAAAUUGUUUCGAGCCCCACAAACAUUGUUACAACGGAGGAUCACAUUUCUACCCUUACCAGCAUCAGCUCUGGUGAGACCGAGGAUAACUCUGUCAUUGCUUCAGCCUCUAACUCGGUCAGCAUCUCACCCUCAGACUCGGUCAGCAUUUUGCCUUCAGACUCUGCCAUUGCUUCACCCUCGGACUCUGCCAUUGCUUCACCCUCAGACUCUGCCAUUGCUUCACCCUCGGACUCGGUCAGCAUUUUGCCUUCAGACUCUGCCAUUGCUUCACCCUCGGACUCGGUCAGCAUUUUGCCUUCAGACUCUGCCAUUGCUUCACCCUCGGACUCUGCCAUUGCUUCACCCUCAGACUCUGCCAUUGCUUCACCCUCGGACUCGGUCAGCAUUUUGCCUUCAGACUCUGCCAUUGUUUCACCCUCGGACUCGGUCAGCAUUUUGCCUUCAGAUUCUGCCAUUGCUUCACCCUCAGACUCUGCCAUUGCUUCACCCUCGGACUCGGUCAGCAUUUUGCCUUCAGAUUCUGCCAUUGCUUCACCCUCAGACUCUGCCAUUGCUUCACCCUCGGACUCUGCCAUUGCUUCACCCUCAGACUCUGCCAUUGCUUCACCCUCGGACUCGGUCAGCAUUUUGCCUUCAGACUCUGCCAUUGCUUCACCCUCGGACUCGGUCAAUUCUGCCAUUGCUUCACCCUCAGACUCUGCCAUUGCUUCACCCUCGGACUCGGUCAGCAUUUUGCCUUCAGAUUCUGCCAUUGCUUCACCCUCGGACUCGGUCAGCAUUUUGCCUUCAGACUCUGCCAUUGCUUCACCCUCGGACUCGGUCAGCAUUUUGCCUUCAGACUCUGCCACUGCUUCACCUUCGGACUCUGCCACAAUUCCAGCCCCCGACUCAUCAUCCGGCGAUCUUAGCUCGCAGCAGUCGCCUAUUGAAUCUGCCACCAAUGUGAGCUCCGACUUUUCCCAGAGCUUCUCCAGCGACAUUGUCUCUGACGUUUCUCAGAUUUCCACAGACAACGCAGUUGACAGCAGCAGCAAUGUUGCCAGCGGUACAAUUUCGGCGAGCUCCAGCAUGACCAAUGGAGCGAGCACGAGUGUUGAUCAGAGUGCUACAGACUCAUUCGUGGACUCGGCCACAGCUACAUCCGAAACCAACGCGUUGGCGUCAGUAACAGCGACCGGAUCUGAACCCUCAUCCUCCCUCAUCUCAACCUCCAUUACCACGUUCAACUCUGCAAGCUCUAAGGCUACUCCCGCUGAUGAUAGCACGGCCACUCGGGAGGAAGUCAAAACCAGCAAAACCAGCACUUCUAUUUCCGAAAAGCCAGUCAUCGAGGUCCCCACCUCUGUUGACUUCAGCCGGCUGGUUGCCACAUCAACCGAUAGUGUCUCCCAAGCAACUGGAAUCGUGUACCCACAGGUGAUAGUCAACCCGUUGAGCUCGAUCUGCAGCCAGUGUUUGACAUUCCAAAUCAGAAUCUUGGCGCCGUAUGAGAAUCUGUUUGGUUCCAAUAACUUCCUUGCAUCUCAGGCGUUCAACGCAAUUCCCGACCUGGUUGCUGAGGCGCUGAGCACUAACCCCAACCGCAUCACUGCUUCGAUGAUUUUCGCCAACGCUGACGCUGUUGCUACGCUCAACAAUCGGGCCCUUGGUACGGAUGUGCCUCACUACUACAUAAGCAUGUCAAUCAUUAAGGACAAUGGACAAGUGAACCCUAUCACUGAUCUGCAGUCUUUGGGUACCACGCUCAGCUCCCAAGUGCGCGACUCGUCGAGCCCGCUUCAUACCAUAAACCAGUGGGGCGCUCUGAUAGACAGGUCAUACCUAAAAAUUACCAGCAGGCUCGAAGAGCUUAAGGGGGUGGCUCAGACCGCACCUAACAGCCCUAACCAGGUCGACAGCCCCUUCAAGGGUACCGUGAAAUCCAACUCACGCAAGAUGUGGAUUGGAAUUGGAAUUGCCAUUGCCAUCGCUAUCAUGGCUGUCAUUGUUGUUUGGUAUGUGCGCAGGCAGCGCCGCGCACUUCUCAAGGAGAACUUCUGGGUCACGACGUAAUAUGUUGAUACUAUCUUUUCUUUCCUGACUACGCAUACCUUCCUCAAACACAUUGGAUUUUCUUCUGCUUGCGCCUGUGCUAACAGUAUUUCCUAUUUUACUUGAUUGCUACAGAAUGCCGUUUACCACAUCUAUUUAUUUACUUUUUUAUAUCUACUUUUGGCUUCAAUGCUUCAAUUUUCAUUC